AUGAAAUGCGCCCUAGUUUCUAAACAAUGGUUUAAUGUUAUUCGAAAUGGAAUUAAACAUUCGUUAACAAUUAGAAAAGAUACGAAAUUGAAAGGUCAAUUUUUGGAAAAUGUGGAAAAUCUGCAAGUUUUUGACAAGUUUAGACUUCCGAAUCGAUUCGAUUGUGAAAUAUUCGAAUCUAUGAAAAAAUUAACGAAAGUUUAUUUAAGUAGUGAAACCAUUGAUUCGAAAGGAGCUAAAUAUCUUGCAGGAUUGAAUAAUUUAACCGAUAUUCAUGUUGAUUCUUACAAUAAUUUUGGAAAUGAAAGUCUAUAUUAUUUAAGUAAAUUGAGCCAGUUGACCAAACUUUCAAUUGGCUCAAAAAAUAAUAUUACAUAUGAGGGAGUUGAAUAUUUGAGUCAAUUGAGUAAAUUGACGUAUCUUUGUAUUACAGGUAAUGAAACUACUGAUGAACAAGUCAAAUUAAUUAGUUCAUUCAAGCAGUUAAAGACAUUAAAUAUUUAUUCGAAUUUGAUUAGUGAUAAAUCAGCUGAAUAUAUCAGUAAUUUGGAUGAAUUGACUGUUUUAGUAAUUAAUAAUAAUCAGAUAGGAUCUAAAGGAGCUAAGUUUAUAAGUGGAAUGAAACAGUUGAAACAAUUGAGCGAUUCGUAUACUAAACUUGGAGAAACUGGUGUUAAACAUAUUUGUGAAAUGACUCAAUUAACACAUCUGUACAUUUGCAAUACUAAAAUUGGUAAUUCAGGAGCUAAGAAUAUUAUCAAAUUGAAACAAUUACAACUUCUAGAUAUUUCUUAUAAUGGUAUUAAUAAUGAAAUAGUUGAAUUAUUGAGUCAAUUGGACCAGUUGACCUUCCUUAAUAUCAGUGGAAGUGCAAUUGACAAUCUAGCAUUAACGUUCAUCAACAAAAUGAAUCAAUUGACCUAUCUCGAUGUCAGUUACAAUGGAAUUAAUGAUGAAGGAUUAAUUUACAUUAGUAAAAUGAAACCACUGAAACAAGUUGGAAUUGGUUUCCUUCAAUUAUCACGAAAUCAGAUGGGUUCAUUGUGGAAGAGCAUUCAAACUGUGGAACGUCAAUAUUAA
This is a messenger RNA of Naegleria gruberi, 1080 nucleotides long. RefSeq lists its product as uncharacterized. Gene Ontology annotation, molecular function: protein binding. The record is from RefSeq and is a predicted model, not a curated record. The coding region runs from base 1 to 1080 and encodes 359 amino acids. Lineage: Eukaryota; Heterolobosea; Eutetramitea; Acrasida; Naegleriidae. The transcript has a single exon.